UAUCAAUUAGCAGUAUCCAAUGAAUUUUGGCCAGCCAACACUUUUUGUAGACCUUGGCUCUCAGAAAAGCAGUACAACUUUAACCAGGUUGGCGACAAUUGGUUCGGACCGCGCAACAAGUACGACGAUAACAUGUCUGAGGACGACUGGUCAUACGACUGCACUCCUACCAAUUGUUAAUGAUAAGCAAUCUUAAUAUUUUAAAUUGGAACUGUAAAGGUAUCAUGUAUGGCUCACCCUACUUAGCCACGCUUCUCCCCUUGUUACAUAUAGUCGUUUUAACUGAGCACUGGCUCUAUCCUGAUUCUACUUCAUUUCUAGAUUCAUUUGAUUCAAAUUUUUCUGCCUUGACGGUUUGUGACAAACGCCUUUCUAUAGACUAUGGUCCGAGGCGUGGCUGUGGUGGUGUUGCUAUAUUAUACAGAAAAGAAUUUAUUGUAAAACCGAUACCUGUCAAUGACCGAAUCUGUGGAGUUCAAUUGCUUGUCAGUAAGGAUACUUACAUUUUCGUCUUUGCUGUUUAUAUGCCAUGUAACACUUACCCAGAAAAUAUUUUUCUGGAGUACCUCGAUUCUCUGUAUGAAGUUUACCAUAAAUACAAGCAGCUUGGCACAGUUGUAUUUGCUGGUGAUUUUAAUGGCCAUUUGAGUGCAAAAAGUGGCCCAAGAUGUAGCAUUUCGCCAAAUUCUAGGGGUCUUAAGAUAGAAGAUUGGUUAUUAGAAUGUAAUCUUUUUUCUGUUAAUUCAAGUGACCUUGCUGACGGUCCGUGGUUUACAUUUUAC
Molecule: messenger RNA, 782 nt
Organism: Owenia fusiformis
Lineage: Eukaryota; Metazoa; Annelida; Polychaeta; Sabellida; Oweniidae
Source: the annotation of a GenBank genome assembly